UUCUCCACACAACCACUUCAAAAGCUUUUAGCACUCAUAAACAUCACACACUUUCUCUUUCUUUUGCCACUACUCUGUCAUCUAGAGAUAUCUUCUAGUCCUCAUAAAACACAAGCUUCAAACAUGCAAGAAAAGUCGAGAACGAUGGUUGCUCGUAGAGCUUGGAAUGUUCUCCGCCUAUCCUUGUUAUGGGCCAGAAAAGGUGGCAUUUUCAAGAACAAGCACCUCGUGGAUCUCCGUUUGCUUCCUAAGUAUAUUAAAAGCCUCCGUCAUAACAAUGAUCACUACAGGACACUACAUUAUGGGGAGCGUGAGUUUUCCUUUGAUGACACCCCUAUCUUUCACGUUAAGAUGCAUCGCCCUGCUUCAUUGCGCUUCAAGAUGCCCAACAUUCCCUGCAUCAAACCUCAAGUCGACGUUGACUUUGACUUUGACAAUGACUAUGAGCGCGACGAUGAAAUGUACCCUGAUAAUAAUAAUGACGAUACUCCUAGGAAGAGCUUCUUGAGUACUGAUGGUGAAGAGGAUGAAUAUGUAAGCUGCGAGAUGUCUGAGGAGAUCAUUGCUAGUGCCGAUGAUGAAGCUAUUGAUAUGAAGGCAGAGGAGUUCAUUGCAAAGUUCUAUGAGCAAAUAAAGCUUCAAAGACAAUUAUCAUAUUUACAAUACCAUGAGAAGCUCGCUAAUUAAAGAUGCAAGUUAAUGGAGAAGAUAGCGCGCUGCAGACGAUUCUCAGUAACGACAAUCUACGAAUUCAUUCUUUCUUGUAUCCAAUUUCUGCACUUGUAGUAUUCUCUGUAUAGAUGGCCUUGCGGCAUUUUUGUAGAUAGAUGAGAUAUUCCAUUCCAAACUACAAAAUAAAAGGAUCAUACUUCUCUUUUCCAGAA
Molecule: messenger RNA, 884 nt
Organism: Solanum dulcamara
Lineage: Eukaryota; Viridiplantae; Streptophyta; Magnoliopsida; Solanales; Solanaceae
Exons: 1
Coding region: 124-687 (187 amino acids)
Source: RefSeq, a predicted model, not a curated record